CCAAAGGAGGAUAUGGGGAGGUAACCGUUAAAAGCCAAGAGGAAAAUUCUCGCACUCUUGACUCGAAGCCGAUGGGUGAUGUCGCAGUGGCUGAUUGUGAUGAUGACAGUGAGAGUGAUGAAGAUUUUAUAUCCCUGGUGCCGAUGAACGACGAAUAUGAUGUCGCGGACAAUAACUCUAGAAAGGAUUCAAGUGACAAAUCAAACGGAAAACAAGGAAACGAUCGCACCAAAAACGAUCUGCCCCCUUGGAUGGAAAGCCACGUAGAUUAUCGUCGUGUGAAUCCGUUGGUUGCUCUGCACAAUGAAAUUGUCGCGUUUACUAGGCUGAUGGAACCACGGAGAGAAGAAAUGAAAAUUCGAGAAGAGCUGCUCGAAAAAUUCACCAAUCUAGCGAAAUCCACUUUUAAGAACUGUAAAGUCGAUGUCUUCGGAUCUCAAGCUACCGGGUAAGGAACAAAACCAUUAUUUUUAUUGGAUCAAACCUGAAGAACCAUCGCAUUCUUGCAUUGUGAAAAAGUGUAGCGUGAUAUUUUUCUAAUGUGAUUGAAAUACGCAUUACUUGCAAUUUGAUUUUUCCAUUUUCAAUCUCGGAAAACAAACUAUUUUAGUUUAUGCCUGCCAACCUCAGAUAUUGAUAUUGUCAUUCAACUUGAGGAGACAGAAGUGCCAAAAAUGGAAGAGACAACAAAAAAGAAAGGAAAGAGGAAAAGCAUAUCGAAACAGCAAGAGCUGGAAGACAUGGAAAACUGGGAUAAACCCACUGKUUCGCCUUUGAGCUUGCUGGGUGAAGCCCUUCGAGAAAAUUGGCUUGACGAUCUCUCCUACCUGGAACUCAUAGAAAAUACCAGAAUCCCUUUGGUGAAAUUCACUCAUGCUCCCAGCAAAAUUUCCAUUGACGUAUGCUUUAACCAAAAAACAGGCCCUCAUGCAGCUGCCUUGAUGAAACAAUAUAUGGAUGCACUGUCGCCUUUGAGGCCUCUUACUUUUUUCUUGAAGAAAUUUAUGGCAUCGAGGGGCUUGAAUCAACCCUAUACUGGAGGUGUCGGGAGUUUUCUCCUUCAGAUGAUGAUCUUAGCAUUCCUUCAACACAGAGAACGAGACUGCUACAACAAUCGGCGACCGUCGCAGUACUGCCUCGGUGCCUUGCUCCUGGAAUUUUUUGAAUUCUAUAGCACCGACUUCAACUUUGUCCUCACCGGCAUAUCGGUUCGAUUUGAUGGUUACUUCUUUCCGAAGGGGGCGACAGACCGAAAAAAGAAUUUUUGGCAAACGAAUCGACCAUUUUCUAUUGCCAUGGAGAACCCCCUGGAUCCAACGUUUGACGUCGGGUCCCCGUCGUUUCGCAUCGAUUUAGUUCAAAGAUCUUUCGAGAUUGCUUUCAAAGUCUUGCUUAGCCAUGUAUCCGAACCGAUCAUACCCACUAACUCAAUUUUACGAUCGAUUCUGGAGCCAUCGGACGAAAUGUGGGAACGGCAACGACAAACUACGCCCACUUUUGCUCCUCCUGGUACUCAAGUAUCCGCAGAUCACGUCCCACCCAGAAAAAGACAAAGAAGACUCUGAGCUACUCGUGAUUUUCAAUUUUUGGGGAUAUUAUAGUCUAGUAAAGCGGCAUCGUAAGU
Messenger RNA from Pseudo-nitzschia multistriata, 1624 nucleotides. NCBI's taxonomy places the organism in Eukaryota, Bacillariophyta, Bacillariophyceae, Bacillariales, Bacillariaceae. The record is from the annotation of a GenBank genome assembly.